This is a messenger RNA of Adineta steineri, 477 nucleotides long. The record is from the annotation of a GenBank genome assembly. NCBI's taxonomy places the organism in Eukaryota, Metazoa, Rotifera, Eurotatoria, Adinetida, Adinetidae.
AUGUUUAUUCGAACUAUUCCGAAAUUAGUUCAAGAUAAUAUUCAAUAUGACAAAGAAGUUCAACAAUUGUAUAAUAAAGUCAAUGAUCUUACACAUGAUAAAUAUAAGAAUCGACUAUUUGCUGUUAUUCAAGUUGGUAAUGAACAACGUAAAGUAACUACAGAAGAUAUUAUUUGCAAAGUUGAUGAAUUUCAUCCAACAAUUGGUGAUCGAAUUCGUUUUGAAAAAGUUCUUCUUGUUGGUAGUUCAGAUUUUACAGUGAUUGGACGACCAAUUCUUAAUCCACAUUUUGUUCGUGUAGAAGGAAUUGUUAUUGAGAAAACAUUAUCACAAACUCAAAUGGAUUAUUAUUAUGCACCGAAAAAGAAAAGCGUUGGUGCAAGACAUUUUCUUUGGCGUGAUCCAUUGACGAUGAUUCGUAUUACAAAUAUUGAAAUACUCGGACCAUUACCCGGAACAAAUCAAUCUGACUCAUAG